GAGUAUUAUUCCUAAAUUCUGCACUAAACCGGAUAGUGCGUCAUGUCAUAUAUACUUUAGGCUAUAUAAUUUCAGUUUUAGAUUUUAAAAUUGAAACUUUGAGAGUUUGUUAAUUAGUGUUAACUAGAAGUAUAGCAGUUACGCUUGAAGCUAUGUAGCUGAGUGCGCGUAGCGUUGCGACAUUGUUUGGCGCGUCAGUCGCUCGCGUGCGGCCAGCCAGCGGCGAGCAGCGCGGCGCUAGAGUCGACCCAACGAAAAUAAGUCGGCGCUCGCGCAGUGAUCGCCCGGCCCCGCGGGGAUUCGAACGAAAUGCGCCCUCGAUAUGGGCAGCAACUGUUGCAAAGGCGAUGCCGGCGGUAGACCUAUCAGGUCUAACUCCUCUAUAUACAGCAGGUAUUUCUUGCUGGCUAUAACCAUCCUCCAGGAGGUCGUUGGCGUACCUCGGGUCCUCAGAUCGUUCCGUCCGAGUCGUGCUGGCGCUUCGCUAGACGAACGGUUCACGGCGUCGGACGAUGCGGGCGGAGUCCGGCUGACCGUGUCGGCUGCCCGGACCGGAGAUACCGACGUAUAUACACUACAAGCGAGCAAUGCAGCUGGGAGUGACUCGACGAAAGUCCGCGUGGAGGUGUCGGCGGACGAGGCGCCGACCGGCGAGGACCCGCCGACGUUCCUGCGCCGUCUGCAGGACCUGACCGUGAAGGUCGGCACCCGCACGCGGUUCCUGGUCGAGAUUGUCAGCUCUACUGAGUGCAAGGUGACAUGGUACCGCAACGAGCGGCGCUUGUUGGAGGCGGAGCGCGUGGCGCUGGCGCGCGACGGCAACUUCUGGUGCGCGGACGUGGCGGCGGUGAGCGUGGACGACGCCGGCCGCUGGACCUGCACGGCGGAGAACGCCGGCGGCCGAGCCAGCUGCUCCGCGCAUCUCAAUGUACUUGUGCCGAAAGCGUACAAGCGUCCUGAGUUCGUGGAGGAGCUGCGCGCGCUGCUGACGGAGCAAGGCACGGUGUCACUGGAGUGCAAGGUGGUCGGCGUGCCCACGCCGCUGCUGCGCUGGUUCAAGGACAGUCGCGAGAUAAAAGCUGGCGACGUAUUCGCGCUGACUGCGAAUGCCGAGGACCCGACGUCGCUGGGCACGUACACGUGCGAGGCGGUGAACUGCAUGGGCCGCGCCUACUCCUCCUCCAAGGUGCACGUCGUCGGCCGCGGCAGCCGCGAGGGUUCCGCGAGACCACCUUCUAGCAGCGUAACGCCGGAGCCGCCUCCGAUCUUCACGAAGGAGUUGGAGGACCAGUUCGUGCGGAUCUCUGAGCCGCUGACGCUGAGCUGUCACAUCGUGGUGCCGCCCUGGCCGCGCAGCGUCGUCUGGUACAACAAGGAGGGCAAGGUCGAGGCCAACGAGAGGUACCAUGUGUUGGAGGACGGCGCGGGCGGGUACCUGGUGGAGGUGGCGGGCGCGGAGUGGCCGGACGAGGGCGAGUGGAAGUGCGUCGCCACCAGCAGCGGCGGCCGCGUCGGCAUCUCCACCUGCUAUGUCACCAUGGAUGUGCCCAAAAACUACCGGAAGCCAAGAUUUAUGGAGAACCUGCAAGCAGUAUUAACUGAAGAAGGCCUGGUCUCCUUCGAGUGCAAGGUCGUCGGCUUCCCGACGCCGGUCCUCAGCUGGUUCAAAGACGGCCAGGAGUUGAAGCCCGGUGACGUGUAUCAGCUGACCGGCACCAACUCCUUGGGCUCCUACUGCUGCAUCGCUAGGAACUGCAUGGGACAGGCCAGCAGCUCUGCUGAGCUCACUGUAGAAGAUAUACAGAACCAAUUGAACGAAGAGGAAAAGCUUCAACUAUUCUCUAAGAAUCAGGCGCCCAAGUUCAUUCAAGGCUUGAAGAGCGUCGAAGCUAAAAUUGAUGAGCCAUUCCGUUUUACGAUUAAAGUCGCCAUUCCGCCUGAGCCGUCGGUGCUGUGGUACCGAGACGAGCAGCCGGUGGACGAGUCGUCUCGCUGCCACCACGGCCAGGAGGAGCGCGGCGUGUUCUACCUCGACAUACAGAGCCUCGAGUUCCUCGACCAAGCCGAGUGGAAGUGUGUCGCCAUGAACGACUUUGGACAUAGCGUAACCUCAUGUUUUCUUAAACUAAUCAUACCUAGACAUUAUAAGAAACCUAGAUUUUUGGAGAAUCUCCAAGCAAUCUUAUCUGAUGAAGGAGCGGUGAACUUGGAAUGUAAGGUCAUCGGAGUCCCUCAACCCGUCUUAAAAUGGUAUAAAGACGGAGAAGAGUUGAAACCGGGCGAUAUCCAUCGCAUCAUAUCUGGACAAGACGGCACUUGCUGCCUUGGUACUUAUACCUGUGAAGCACAGAACUGUAUGGGAAUAGCUGCAAGCUCAGCCUCACUUCUUGGAUUCGAUGAUUCGAUGAAAGCUAAAAAGAAAAAAGCAGAAGAACAAGCUUUACAAAGGAAUUUGUCGCUUAGCACCAUACACGAAGAAAGAACAUCACAAAUGUAUGACACACCUGUUGGGGACGUUACCACUCUUGACGAUAAGGGAGAGAUUUCGUUCUCGUUUGACGGCAAAGAAGUUUCGGUAUCUCUUUACGAAACUCCUGAUUUGACUGAAGAAGAAGCUUUACAGAUCGUUGAAAUGUACGCUGACCAGCUCUCAGAAAAUAUUACAGAACACAAUGUAGUUGAGUUACCACCACUCAGAUUUGUAAAAGAAACUUCUACAUCAGGAAAUUUAUUGAUGGAAGCAGUCAUUAUCGACGUAUCACCAGACUACUUUGUUUCUCCGGACGAAGACAUGCGGACAGAGGCUGAUAUAGAAGAUAUAUCGAUAGCUGACGAAAACGGCCCGCCUCAGCUUUCUUUAGAUCAAGACAUAGAAAUAGGUGGAGAAGAUUAUUUGGAAAAAACUAUGGCGUUAUUAUCGGAAGAAAAAUCUGAUGUGCUACUUAAAUUCAGCAGGAAAAAGUCAGAUUCUCAGAGAAGUGCCGAUGACUUCUUCAGUUUAUCGCGUGAUCCGUCUAUGUCUGAAGAUAUCAAACGAGAUGACGAUACGCAAGCUGAAAGCUUCGCCAGUGCCCACAGCCUUGGCAAACCCAAAUCCAAAUCCUCGAAACCAUCAGGCGAAGAUGGGCAAGAGUCAUCUGAGCCAACAAAAACCAUUGUGUUUAAGGAUGAAGCCGUAAAACAUUCUCUAGAUUCUGAGAUAGUGCCAGUUGUUAAACCCAAGAGGGAGAGACGAACUAGUCGCAGCUCCAGACGAUCAAGCUCAGGCAGUGAAAAAUCUGUCAGUAAACUAAGGGAGGAAAUACUUGUUAAGAAAGAAUCUGUUGAAGUGGAAGUACAUAAAAAACCUCAAAUAACUGAAAACGAGUUCAAAGAAAAGAUGAUUAAUGUGAGCACUUCAUUAUCAAAAGUUAUCAAUGAUGUCCAGAUUAUUGAAAGAGAUAUUAUUUUGAAGUCUGAACUGAUGACUUCAGCGGCAACGGCCUCUCGAAGCUUAGAAAUCAUAAGCAGUUUAAUAUCUCCUCUCACUGAAAUACACAGCAUAACAGACGCUGCACGAGAAGCCGCAACUGAAUCUAAAGAAGUAAGCAGUACAUUAUUUAACAACCUUCCACAACCUUUGAAGGCUCUUCAGCGGUCACUUACUCUUAUUGAAAAGUGUAUUGACAUGGAAAGUGACAGCAGAACUUUAGUGAAGAAAACAUGUGUAGCAUUUGUUGAAACAUGCGGAAGUGAAAUGCAACAAUUGCUAUCAGAAAUUAAUACUAUCAUUUCCAAGGAUUACUUGCUCACUGACGACAAAGUGCUUGCAGAAAUUCAAACAGUCAAUAAUGAAAUGUGUACCGUAAUCAAAUUCUCUUCAGACACCAUAAAAGCUAGAAACCUUCUUAAUGAAGCAAGUGAAAUUAAAGUUGAAGAACCUUCGGUUGAGAUCAAGCAUCUCAGAGACACUCAAAAAGCUGUAUUUGAACUAAAAAGUCCUCUGAAUUCACUUCUUAGUAUUGUGGAAAGCGCGGACAGUGGCAAAAUCAUAGAUGUUUCUAAAGUCAGAAACAGUGAAGUAAUACUUAAUGACAUGUCUGGAUCUAUACAAGAUCUGCAAACGGCAUUAGAACAAAUAGAAACAUUAUCGGUUAAGGAGUCCACAUCAUCUCUACAUAAAUACAAUACCGAAAUUAUUGAAACCGUAAUGGAGUCCGUAGUCAAACUAAGAAACUCAUUUGAACAGCUAUCGACUGAAUCUAGAAGUGAAGAAAAGGAAGUUUUGAAACAAGCUGUAGCAUCGAUUAAAGAAAACCUACAUAAGAUAUCCUCGCAAAUUGAAGUAAUCGAGAGAAAUGUUGGUACGUUUGACGUCCUACAGAGUGAAAAUAAACUGGAUGCCUUACAAAAGAUGGCACAGAUUUUAAUAGCAUUAGAAAAUAAUUUACCCAGAUUAGAUUCUUUACCUGAAGUCAAAAAUCAUAUGACUGUUUUCCACAAAAACUUAACCAAAGUGUUAGAGAAUGUUAUAGAGAGUAACGAAUCGAAGAAAUAUUUUACUCUUAUGGGAAUUUGUGAUGCUGUCAACAUUAUCAAUGCCUCUAUAAAGAAUUUAGACGUCGAUAGCGUUUUGGCACUUGCAAGUUUGAAUAACUCUUUGAGAAUUAUCCAAGACCAAUUCAUCACAAAUGUCUUUGAUUCUGAAUUAAACUGCUUUAUUCUAACUAACAUCGCUGACACUCUCGUCGGAAUACAAGAAGCUAUAAACACUGCAGAAGAGACUAGCGUACAAAUUGAUUAUGAACAUGUUCAGGAAUUGCCUCCACAAGAGCUUAAAGAAUCAAAGGCUAAAGUUGUUGUAGAACAUAUAGAUCACGCGAUAGCAGCAAUUGAGAACUUAAAAACUUUAGAGUCUACACAAGAAUUAAAACUAGGUGUAACACCAACAUUAGAAACUAUUUGUCCCGUUCUUGAAGAACUGAAACGCAGUGUCGCGUCUAUAAAAGCAAGUGGCAUCGAUGAAGAACAUGUUUCAGACAUAUCGGACAUUUCUUCGUUUGCUCAAACUCUUGCAUCACCAUUAUGUGAACUUAAUCAAAAUAUAAUUGUGCUCAAUCAGCAGAUUGUUGAAAAUAUCGAAAGUAUGAAAGAUAAUAGCGAAAUAAUGGCUACAAUAGCUGAGCCUCUUCAUGAAUUAAAUACAACAUUGGAAAUAUUGCAACAAGAAGUUAUCUCUCAAUACGAUGAGAAUUUGACUCCUUAUGAUAUAAGUGUUAAUAUGGCUAGCGCAGUACAAAACUUACACAGUUGCAUUUUGAUGAUACAAGAACAAGCUGGAGUAGAAGCUAUAGAUGAUAUGUCAACCUUGGAAGAUAUAUCGGGUAUUAAGACAACGGCUGACGCGACUGCAUCAGAUCGUUUAUUAUUACCGGCUGCUGUCGAAACGGCAAUCGAGCCAGAUGUAUUAGUAUUAAACGUCGAACAGCAAACUACAGCAACAGCCCAAGCUCUACAAACUUUAAAUGAACACAUAACUAUUCUUCAAACCCCAGAUAUUAUUGAUGCUUUAGACUCAUUAUCGGAAGUCAGUGAUUAUUCUAGUCUUAAAUCAUUCGUUGUAGGUUUAGGUGAAUUACAUUCGGGUAUUGAAGAAGUUCUUCAUCCAUUGCUUAUGGAAGGAUCAAACGAAAUUAGCAACUUAAUAAACCCAUCAAAACUAACAGCUAUAGCUGAGCCGAUGCAGGAAAUACAGCAGAGUUUGUCGGUGUUAGACACAAGCAACAUUCCAAUAUACGAAAAUAUAUUAGAGCUGCCGACGGAAAAAAUACAUUCCGUAAUUCAGAACUUGUCUGAAUUUAAAAAGCAUAUAGAUAAGUGCAUGCUUGCUGUGUUUCCUGCUAUGCAUAAUGCUGAUAACACAGUAGAGAUUGCAAACAAAGUCGGUGCGAUAAGAGAGGUGUGUGAGCAUUUAAAAGAAAUUAUUGAGACUACAAAGGCCGUCGAAACGACUCCUAUACCAAAAGAAGUGACUGCCUUAGAAGUGACCGUUGACAAUUUAUUAGAUGCAACCGAUGUGUCCAAAGGAAUUAAAAUUGAUCAAGUUAAAACGAUUACAGAAGAACUGUACGAAAAAAUUACAGUAGUCCAAGAGGAAAUAAUUCAGUUCACUCCUCAUGCCCCUGAAAAAAUAGCGCAAGAAGCUAAAUUAAUUCAAACUAUUGACGAACUUCAGAAUAACAUAGCUGUUUUAGAACAAUACGACUUUGUAGAUCUGUCUCGAGCUUCCGACAUAACUUGUAUGUCACCACAGGUUGCUGUGGAAUUGGAAUCGGAGUCUCUUUUGUUAAUGGAAGACAUAGUUGACAGUGCUGUUAAUGUCGUGCAAGACUCAACCCAAGAGACGCCUGAAGCAGACCUGAUGAUAGUCGAAGACUUUUUCAAGACUUGCAAAAACGAAUUCACGAUUCUUCGCUGUUUGAUUUCAAAGGCUACAACACACAAAAAGAUCAUUAGACUUUUGCAGGAAUUUAGUUCUUUGCAGAGCACAAUUAAUGAUUUUAAAAAUAAAAAGUUCGAAUUGACCCUUUCCGAAGAUAUAAAUGAAUGUUUGGCUACGUUUUUGAUCCAUGCGGAUGACUGCCUACAAAACGUUCAACAAUCUCUUUUGAAAAUAGUCGACUCACAAUCUGAGCUUCUCAUUGAAGCUCCUUUGGCGAAGUUUGAAAAUUCAGCUAAAGUACUAAAAGCAGCAAAGGAGAACAAACAAGAUGUGCAAAUCACAGAAACUGUUAACAAAUUUGUCGAAAUCUUAGAAACAGCCAAACCUUCCUUACAAAAUGUACAUGCUGAUAUUUUAGAAGAAAUCAAAAGCACUAAAACACAUGUUGUUGAAUGCAGUACGUUAGCAAAUAUGAUUGAAGAAUUUUCUACGUUUGUCGAACAAGAAAAAACGGUAAAUAAGGAUUCCAACACAAAAGACAUAUUAGAAAAAGUAUCAACUUGUAUUGAAAAACAUCAAGACUAUAAAGAUGCAAGUGGAACGGGGAAGACAUUGAUUUUACUCAAAUGUCUGUCUGAUUGCACUGAUGUACUACAAGAAAGCCUUCUUGAAGUAAAAGCUCCCAAACCAAGGAUAGAAGAAGGUCCUUUGAAAGCAGUGCUCACUGAAAUGCUGGAACCUUUACAAGCACUACACAAGCAGCUGACAAGUGUCCAGGAGCAGGUCCUUAGUGGUGUGGAAGAGGACUCUAUCUCCGUUGAUAUCUCUACUACAGAAUCUCUUGUUCAAACAAUGACUGAAAAACACAAAGAAAUCAUCGAAAGAAUCGAAGCAGAGGAAGCUAUUGCUAACGAAGAAAUAUCAUUGAUAAUGGAAGUUGAUAAGGAAAUACAUUCAAUACAAGAUAGCUUGCGUUCAAUUGAAGGAGUACAAGUUGCUCAGGUGGUCAAAGACAUCGCUAAGCCAGUGGAAGACAUUGAAAAGUCACUGGGUAACAUAUUAUCCUCUGAACAUGUCACCGUGUUCACCGAGCAGAAACUUCCUAAGGAUAUCAAUUCUAACAUUGACUCUUUGGAAAGCGCAAUAGAUCGGUUUGUUAAUAUAGAUCUUGAAAUAUUGGUCGCAUCAGGUACAUUGUGUGACACUGAUUUAAACCAAUGUUUUGAGUUGGCAACUGAAUUAAAAGGUUUAUUGGCUCUACCUCUCAAAAAAUUGAACUCUCCAAAAAUUACCGAAGUAAAGAACAAACAUUUGACAUCCCUUAAAAAUAUUUUGUCGAAAUUCGAUUGGAAAUGUACCGACAUAUUCGAAGGAAAAACUCAAGUAGAAAUCGAAAAUAUGGAACUCGUUUUUCUGACUACGUAUCAGCUAUUGACUGAGUUAGACAAAGUUGAAAUUAUCGAAAACAUAGAAAUCAAAGAAGAAAAAGCAAAACAGUUAGUUCAGCAUAUAGACCAGUACAUUGAAUUAAUUGAAAUUGUCGAAGAAAUAUCUGCCGUAAUUAGAAUUGAAGAUAUCAAUGAGACUAUGGAAAUUGCGAAGGAGCUACGUGAAAGUUUUGCAGCCUUAGAAACUUUGACCGAAGAAGGAACUAAACUCGAAAAUACAACGGAUAUAAGAGAAAAUCAAUUUAGACUAGCACAGAAGCUUCAAACAGCGUUGUCUGCGUUGCAAGUUCAAGUUUUGGAUAGUGCACAAGAGCUUGCUCCGGCUCUCAGCCCACGAGUACUGCAACGAAUUGCUAGAGUAACGGCCCAACUUCAAGCCGACUUAGUAGCUGUGACUGGAAUCCAAGUAGCAUUGCAGGCUCCUCUAGAACCACCCAGGGGUGCCGAAGCCGUAUCGACCGUCGAAUCGGUAGAAAGACAAACUGUCUCUAUAACCACAUCAGAAUUAGCUGCUGCAACUUUGGAAUCAACACCUACUAUUUUGGCACAAUUAGGUGAAACCGAAGCGUCAACAUCUCUUGAGCAGGCUGCUGUAGAGCAAACAUCAGAAAAUUCUGUUACCGCAGAAACUAUGCAAGUUGUCACGUCAGAAACGACUGCGGACAUAAGCCAAGAGUUGUUGCCAGAAACUGCUGAUAUUAUUCCACUAGAAACUACUGCAGUUGAAGGUAGCGAAAAUGUAAUAAUGGAACAAACUGGAUCAGUAGCGAUGGAAUCAAUAGUGAUGGAAGAUUCUAAGUUGAGUAGUACUGAUUUAGAUCAAUCGUUAGAAGUGGCGACUUCGAAAACAUUGACAACAGAAUCGGUCAGUGCCGUAGUGAUUGAAGACUUUGGACCGGUGCUGCAUGAGGCUGCUCCUGAUAGUGAACAAAUUGCAUACAAAACUGCUGAGCUCCUUGAAGUUCCUAAAGCAACAAUAGAUUUGUUGGUACAGCAUAUAGAUGAGUUUGUGUCAGAUGAUAUUACUGAAGUAAUAAAUAUUUUGUCUGAUUUUGUGAAUGCCGAGGAACUGAAGAAAACGAUAAGUGUAGUUAAAGAACUACGUGAGAAUAUCGCGGCUUCUGAAGUGGAAUUAAAAGCAGAGACUAGCGAUUUUCUUAAGGAAGAAACAAACUUACAGAGAGUUCAGUUAGUACAAAAGCUUCACAUGGCUCUCGCAGCCCUAGAAAAUGUACCAUUGGAUACCUUAGCAGGACUUCCAUCUACUAACAAAGAAACUAUACAACGUGUAACAGAAAUUACCGAGAAUUUACUAGCAGAUCUCACAGCGGUUACUUCUCAACUCGAUAUUACGGAAAAAGCCAAAACAAUAACAUCUGAAGAAGUUGUUGCUGAUGUUGCACAAAUCAUAGAAUCAGAACUUUCAAAGACUACUGACACUACGACUCAAGUUGAAGUCUCAAAGAGUAAAUCGAUUUCUUCAGAAGUAACUGAAGCAAUGUUUGAAACAAAAUCUUUGUCAGAAGUUGCAGAUGCAUCGGCAGUUAAAGGUCAAAGUGAGACAGAAAUGAAAUCCAAGGAAAUUAUGCCAAUGCAAGUCGGUUUGGAAAAAGAAGCUGAACCUAUUUCUUUGGAAGAGGUGAAAGAAGUAAGUGAUGUGAAGACUGGACAAGCUUCGCAGAAAACAGAAGAACCAUUGGCAGAAGCUACGACAGACACACUAUUACAGAACAUCGGUGAAUUUUUAUCUGAUCAUGUCAUUCAAACUGUUGAUCAGAAAACUGCUUUGGUAAAUGUUGAUGACCUUACACAGGCCGCUACUCUUGCCCAAGAGUUGCAAGAAUGUUUUGCUGCGGAACGUAAUGCUGCCGCUGAAGACGGUUUGUCUAAGGAUUCCGUGAUAUGUGACCAAGUAAAUGUAGAAGAUGAACUUGAUACUUUAAUUUCCAUGCAAGUAGUUACUUCAGAAUCUACAGAAAAAUUGUCUGAUGAAGUCAAAAGUAACGCUUUAGAACAGAUGGUCGAUACUUCUGAGCGGUUAAAAGCAAAGCUUCAAGUACAGAGUAUAUGUGAUGCAGCUCAAGAAGAGUCUUUUAAUGAAGACAUUGAAAAUAGUAUUAUGCAGGAAAUACAAACCGAAAUUAAAAAUAUAAUAGGCACAGAACUCGAAAAACAAGCAAGCGAAGUUAUCCCAAUUACACAAAUAAAAAAUGACCAAAACCUAGAAAUUGUUAAUGACGAAGGUAAGAUCCAAACAAUUUCUUGUAAUGUUCCUGACGUAAUACAAGAACAUUUGGCUGUCAAUAUAAUUGAUGUAGAGACUACAGCCACAGAAAUGGAUAGGUCGUUACCUGAAGAUACCUUGUUAUCAGAAGAACAACUUAGUUUUGCUCCUGAAAUCAUAUUAGCUCAGCAAACAGCAUUGGAAAAUAUUAGUGCUACUAGUAAAACAGGUGAUGAAUCUUUAGAUUCGCAGAUAAAAAUUACUGGUUUGUCAAUGGAAGGUGGUGUUUCCGAUAACGUAACAGUAGAGGGUCAUGCAGAUGCUAUUUCGUCCGAUACACACGAGUUGGCCAAAGAAGUACAGAAACCAAACAUUCUAAAAAUUGAUGACGAAGGUGUGACCUUGACAGAAGUCAAAGAACUAAAAGAAAACAGCUCGUCACCCUCAAGUCUAAUUUCAGAACAAAUAUCUGAAGAAAGUUUAAAAAUAACUGAUUCGACUGUUGACAUGAGGACUUUAAAUACACCCGAUGAUAGCAAUUUGAAUACACCAGAAUCCAUCCCAUCGUCUAUUUUAGGAACUAACAUAAUAGAAUCAGCUGAUAAUACUACGAUAAUUUCCACUGCUGACGAAAAAAUUGAGCAGUUAAUACAAGAUAAUGUUGGUGCUGCGUUACUAACCGAAACUGCCACAAAAACUAGUUUGGAUGAAUGUGAAAAGGAAAAUGAAGACGAGGUUUUGCAAGAAAAUAAUAUCAUGUCUUUAGGGUUAGGAGAACAACAUAUUCUUCUACCAGAUACACAUAGUUUUGUAGAAUUAAUUGAAAAAACAGAUUCUGCUUUUGAUCAGAUUAAACUCGAAAGUGUUAAACCUCAAGAAAUUAUACCUGACACACUCGAAACAACUACUAUAAUUGAAAUCAGUUCUGAAGAGCCUCAUACUGUCCUAGGUAGCUCCUCUCUUGGGGCAAAAGAAUUAGAAGAACACGUAACUAAAGAUGAAAUUGCUGCACAAGCCGCUACUUUUGAUAUUAUAAUACAAGAAGUACAACAAUUACCACCAAUUGAAGCGAUUGAUAAAAACAUAGACGUAUCUUUCACUAGUGCAAUCGAUAAUUCUUGUACAGUUCAACAAGUAACUUUAGUUGAUACAACUAAACAAAAUAUUCAAGAAUCUGACUUUACCGAACAUUUCGCUGAAGAAAGAUCAAAAGCUGUUCUUAAGACCGUUAGUGACGAAUAUCUAGAUGUAUUAGAACCAAACGAAAGUAUAGUCACAUUAGAGGUUGCUUUAGAUAAUACAAACUUUGAAAAUCUUGACGAAACAGGUGCAAAUAGUGGUCAGAGAGCUGAAGAAUUUUUAAAAUCAGUCAGUAAUGAACGCUACGAUGUAGAAAAAAUAGAUGGAAUUAAGGUGAUUGAAGAACUUGAUAAAACUGACGUACUAAAGCUAAGCGACGCUACUUCAUCUAAUUUACAGGGUACAGAAACAGUUCCAAAAGCAGUAAGUGACGAGCAUCAAGAAAUACUAGAACAAAAAGAAAGUAGUAUUACAUUAGAACAGGUUGAUUUAGUUGAAACAUCAACAAAAAACGAAAGCGAAAUUACUGAUACAAGUGCUCAGAAACCUAAAGAACUAAUACAGCAAGUUUGUGUUGAAAGCAAAGACAUUGUAGAGCAAAAAGAAAACAUUAUCAAACUAGAACAGGAAACAGUUUUAGAUAACACAUCAAUAGUAAAUCUUGCUGACAUAGAUGUGUGUGCACAAGUUUGUGAGGCUACUGCUGCUAAUGUAAAAAAUACCGAAGAACUUAUUAAGUCAGUUGGUGACAAAUGUCAAGAUACUGAAGAACGUAUUGUUGACCAUGACGAAGUAGGUCCCAAAGCAGCUUUAGCAAAUACGUCAAUAGAAAAAAUUGCUGAAUCUGACGUAAAUUCAGAUGUAUGUGUAGUUACUGAAACUAUAGGGCAGAAUGCCAAUGCAAGUGAUGUUACUGCUGCUAAUGUACAGAGUGAUGAACGUCGAGAUACAGUAAAACUAAAAGAUAAUGUCGGCGCUGUAAUUCACGCUUCUUUUACUGAUACUUCGGAAGAAAAUCAUUCUAUAACUGACAACGUUGAACCUUCAAGUAACAUGAUAAUUUCUAAUGUAGAGAGUUCAGCAGAAGUCCUCAAAUCUGUUGAUGAUGAACAAAAAAGUCUUGAACAAAAAGAUACGCGAGACCCAGUCACAGCUUUAGCCGAACCACAACAUAAAGUACAAUCGGAAAGAGUUGAACAAAUAAGUAAUGAUAUUGUUACUAGUGACCACGUUAUUUCAGAGGUGAAUGAUAAUGUUAUGAAACCACAUCAGACUGCAACUUUAGUUGAAAUGUCUGCCGAAAUUACUGAAAAAGCAGACGUUACAGAUCUUUCAAGUGCUGUUGUUAUUGGCAAUAAGGAAGGUCUUGUAUCCGUUAGUGAUGAACAAAAAUCAUUAGGGCAAGAUAUUCCAGAUCAGGUUACACUUUUAGUAGACGCCUCUUUACAAAAUAUUGCAGAAGCUGACAUUAUUGAUCAUUCAAGUCACAUCAUUGUUUCUGAAGCACAGAGUGUUGAAGAAGUUCUUAACCCCGUUACUAACGAAAACCAUAAAGCUCAAACGGCAAAUGAUAACAGCCCACUCAAUACUACACGAGAAAAAAGAUCUACUGAGAGUUUAAUGACUACUAUAGUAGAUGUGUCGGGUAAAAACGAAACAGCUAAUGAAAAGUCAAGAAGUGCAGAUGUCUCUGAAAAUGAAACGCUGCUUGAUGAGAAACAAGAUGAAAUAAAAACUGAAAUCUCACAGCCUCCUAUGGAGGACUCCAUACAGCCUGAGCAGGGAAAACCUAGCGAUGAAGAGCUAGAGUUAUCGCAAGGAAUAGCAAUAUCUCCUGCAGUUGCUAACAACACAGAAAAUAUUUCUCAGACUAUUGAUGACUUUGAUGACAAUGUUGAAGGCGAAGUAUUAGUUUUGUCAAUUAAUUCAGACUUUGAAGAACCUCGUUCUCCUACUGAAAAAUCGCGUAAACCAGAAUUCGCUCAAGCAGGUCUCUUUGAACACAUACAAGAGUUCACAUCGGACGCAGUAUCUAAUCUAAUCAAUGAAAUAGCGCAGAUUACUAAUUCUGAUGAACUCAAAGAAUCUUUAGAACUGGCUAAAGCGUUAAAAGAAAGUAUUGAGUUCCCCUUGACGGAAGAAACUAGUAUUUUAGAGGAGACAAAAGCUGAACAAGUUCAAUUGGUGCAGAAAUUACAACAUUCCUUGUCAACGUUACAUGCGAAAGCUCUGGAGAACGCAGAAGAAAUUGCACCUGCAGUAAAACCUGAUGCUUUACAACGUGUGUCAGAGAUCAUCACAUUCCUGCAAGAUGACUUGAAUACUGCUAUGGUAUCAGGAUUACCUGAAGUUUACAAGGCAGAAAUAACUCAAUUAACAGAAGAUGAAAACUCAAUGAAACAGCUAGAAGAAUUGCUUCAAAAGGUAACAGACAAAAUUAAUCUACCAACAGACAGAGACGCUGAUGAUACGGAGGAUCUAAAAGAUACACUUGAUGAAGUUCAGACAGUUAUUAUAAAACUCAAGCAGGACUAUGACGGAGCCAUGAAUGAUACUCUCAAUGAGACUCUUGAAGAUUUAGAGUGCAGUGUGAGAAGUGUACAGCUCCAGAUAAACGAAGACAGCCCACCAGAGCUACUCAAAGAAGCUUGUGCAACAUUGCAAUUACUAGUUAACAAUAUGAACGAAACGCAAGAAGUGAGAGAUGCAGAAACUGUUGCUGUUAAAGUACCUGACGAGAAUAUUUUAGAAAAAUGUUCAACGGAAACAGACAGUACAGUUACAUUACUAGAAGAAGCUUCUAAAAUCAGUAUUACUGAUAGCAAUCUAACCAAUAUAGUUUCUAGCUUAAAUAGCCUUAGGAAUACCGUUAAAUUUCUUAAGUUGAGUUUUGAGGGCAAUGCUGAUGCCCUCAUCGAACAUGGAGUUGAAGUGCUACAAAAUUUAGACCAAUUAGAAGAUAAAGUAUUUUCACUCGAAAAGGAUUUGACGGAAGCAAAACUUACAACAGAAAUGCGAGAUACUAUUCUUACAGCAGUCCAUUCAGUGUACGGCAGUAUUUCUAAUAUGCGAGGUACCAUUUCAAGUAUACAAAAAAGGUACAUGUUUGAACAUUAUGGCAAGCCUUCAGAAAGUCUUCUAAAGGCUAUCAAAAAUAUAAACGGCAUUAUAGAAAUUGAUAGUACAGAAAAACCAACAUGGAAGAAAUUUUCAAAAUCUUUACGAAAAGUUUUAAAUCAUUUUGAGGACAUUAAGUUUUAUAUUAACCUUGAUAAAACGGCAAGAUUGCCUAGCGAUGCUGCAUUUACUAAGAUAAUUCUUGAAGAACUUAAGUCUAAUAUUUGUGAGGUAAUGAUACCACAAGCUUCAGUGUUAGGAGAAGAGUCCACUGCGAAAGUAAAUGUUCUUUUAAAUUGCGUAAAUAAAAAUAUCACAAACAUUGAAUCAAAGUUAACAUUGGAAGUAAAGGAAAAAAUACCAGUGUUUAAAGAGCUAGCGUUACUAAUUCUUGAUGUAACAGACUUUAUUAAGGUUGAAAAGAAUAAAAUGAUUAAAGAAAACGUAGAGAUUUUGACAUCCGAAUCUGCAGUAUUGCAACCUACAGAAUCAUCUACCGAAGUCGUAACCCAAGAUGAUCAACCCGCAAGCAUAGAUGGCAAAAUUGAAGAGCCUAUUGAUAAUGAUCAAAAAUUAGAUAGUAAAUCUGAAAUAGUUCGAGACACAGCAUUUGAGAAACCAAGCACGAGUCAAGAAUUACAAAAAACUUCUGUCUCGAAGAAGAAGAAAUCAUCUAAACAAGUGUGUAUACAGGAAACAGAACCAGAUGUCGAAAUACAAAUUGAACAAAUCGCGUCGGAGCUGGUAGCAGAAAUUGCUACGGAAGCAGUGACAGUCGUUCAAAACUUGAAAGAUGCUGGUUUCUUAGAGGAAGCGGUGGGUACUUCUGAACUUAAAAAAAAACUGCCGCUCCCAACAAGUGAAGAACAGGAAACUUUAGAAGAUCUACAACAAGUUGAUGAAUCAAUUAAAUCAGAAGAAUCUAAUGAGUUCAUAACCUCAGGAACUCUACAGGGGGUUGAAGAAUCUAUUGAAAUGCAACCGGAACAAAAACUUUCAAUAGAAAGUGUUGCAGGUUCUGAUAAGCAAGCACCUAGUUCUGCUGUUAAAACUGUUCUUGUGGAGGAUCAACAAGAAACAAGUACUUCCACAGCAAAAGAAUCUACUGAAUCUUCUAAAGAGGUAACAAAAGAAACUCAGGAACAAAUGAAAGCAGUUGUUGCUGAGCGUCAUGUCCAAGAUAUUUCAUCAAAACCUUCAACAAGUGCCGCAAGUUCUGCUAUUAGUAAUGAUAAGUCUCAAGAAAAGGACGAUGGGAAGGAAGAGAACCCAGAACAAGAAGAAACCAAGGUUGAACAGCAUUCAGAUGAUCAAAGUCCUUUGGAUUCAAAAGACACUGUUGUGCUUGAUAAAGAUCAAGCGCCUGAAGACCAUGAGACGAAACCUGACCAAAAUACUGAAGCUCUGAUAUUACAAAGUGCUGAAGUCAUGGUAGAACAAGCCUCUGAAACUGAAACAACGGAGAAUGUUGCAGAUACAAUAGUUGAUGUUGAAGAUAAAAAUGUUCUAGAAUUAGAUAGUCAUCACUCGAAAGAAGAACCAAAUCCAGAAGAAGCUAGCACUUCAUUGAAAGCAGAAGAAGUCAAUCAAUUACUGAUAACAAAAGAAGAAACACAGAUUGAAGCGGAGGCUGUGGAAGAUCAAUUACGAUCAGCUAGUGAUCAUCAAGUAACAAAGGCUCAAGACGUAGAAGAACAACAUGGUGUAAAAGUUACCGAAGUUAUAAACGAAGAGAAGGAAAGUUCGCAAGAAAAGAAAAAAGAGGUAAAGUCAGCCACUGCUGCAGCAAACAAAAAAUCUGAUGAAGAAGUAACUCCAGCAGAGAUAAAACCUCAAACGGAUCAAGUACAAACGAAACAAAAAGAAGAAACACCUGAAAAAGCUGCCACAGUAGAUAAAAAUUCACAAAAAGAAACUGAAGUUCAAAAACCAGUAGAUAAAGCGGAUGAAUCUGCCGAAACUGUAAUUACCGAAACAAAAGAAGUAACUGAAAAUAUUGGGGAAGAAGUAACAGUUGAAAAUAAAGAUGAAGUGGCUAGUAAAAUGCAGGAGACAAUAGUUCAAGAAAUGGAAAAGACAAAAGACUCGAAUGAGGUAUCAGAACUUGCUUACUUAGAAAAAGACAAAACAUCUGUACACGCUAACGAUGAAGCAGAAACCGAAGUAAUACAAAAGCUGGACGAUGAAACAAAACAAGAGCUUGCUAUAGUCGAGAAAAUUCAUAAGGAAGAUGUAAUAAGGCAAGAACAAGAAAUUCGGCAAGAGAACGUAGUAACAACUUUAUCUGAAGCAGAACAAAUGCAAGAAGAUAAACAAGUAGAAUAUGUGGAAGAAACAGGUGAAAAGAAAUCAGAGCAGAACCUUGAACAGGAGAAAGAAGCAAUGCAUCAACACGAUGAAGAUGCAAGAGCUAAGCAAGAGAAAAAGGAUGUCAACAAAGGCGUUACAGAAGAAUUACAAUCUAAGGAAAAGCGGCAGGAAGACAAAGAACUCGCGGAGGCCUCUACUCAUAUGGAAAAGAAAGAUACUGAAGGUCAAGAAAAACAAGAAACCAAAUCCAAUGAAAAAAUAAAAUCCAAUCAAGAAGGAGUCGACACUGAUAAACAGUUUGAAGAAAUAGAACCCCAAAAAGAGAAAGUACUGUUAGAAGAACAAAAACAAGAAGGGGAACCUAAAGCCAAACAAGACAAGAAAAAGGAUGAAGAAAUUGGGUUGAUAGCUGAAAAACAACGACAGGAGGAGCAACGAAUAAAACAGGAGGAAGAAUUUCAAAAACAUAACGAAAAGAACUUGGAAGAAGACGAAUUUAAACGCUUAGAAGAUAAAAAAUCUCAAAAAAUCUCAAAACAACAGGAAAUAGAAAAGGAAAAAUUAAAAGAAGAAAUUAAAAAAGAUGAAGAAAUAACGCUGGAAGAAAAAGCCAAAGUAGAAAAAGAGGAAGCUAAACAACGUAAACAAGAAGGCCUGGAAACUGAUAAGAAAUCAAAAGAAGAACAACCAAAACAGGCCGAAGAUGAAAAAGCCCACAAUUUAAGAGAAAGCGCUGAAAAAAAGGCUUUAGAUUCCGAAAAACAACUGCAGGAAGAACUACGAAAAACGCAAGAGGAAAUAAAACCUCAAAAAGAAAAGGAAGAGAUAGAACAACUUGAACAGGACAAAAUUAAGAAGGAGAAAAAAGGUAAGAAAGAGGAAAAAAUUAAACGAGAAGCUAAAGAAAAGGCGGAAAAAGAAGAAGCUGAUAAAUUGGAACGUGAAAAGGAACAGAGAGGACGAGAAAAGUUGGAAACAGAAGAGAAACAAAAAGAAGAACUGAAGCAAGGAGAGAAAGCCAAAGCUCAAGAAGAAAUGGCAGGAAAGCCUAAAAACGAAAAGCCGAACAUUGAACAACGUAAAGAAGAAGAUGAGGCCGAAGCUAAUACAGAAGAAGAAAAUAGACUCCAAAAAGGAGAUGAAAAGAUAAAACAAACUGAAGAAGAAGAAAAGUUGAAAGUCGAAGAGAAACGCAAAGAAAAUGUAAGACUCGAAGACGAACGGGAAGCCAGAGCUAACAGACAAGAAGAAAUUAAAUCAGAUGCUGAAAAACAUAAGCAAGAUGAAUUGGGAGCUGAACAAAAGGUAGAGCAAGAAGAAAAAACUAGAACUAAAAAAGAAAAAGAAGAUGCAGAUACACGCGAACUAGAAACCUUGGAAAUUGAAAGAAAUCAAAAAGAACAAGAAAGAAUAAAAGAAGAAGAACAAAGAGCUCAAAAUGAAAGGGAACGAUAUGAAAAAGAAGAAACUGAGAAGAAACGCCAAGAAGAGCUUCGAAUCAAGCAAGAGGAAGAAGCAAAGAAACUGAAAGAAAAGGAAGAGGCUGAAAAGAAAGAAAAAGAGGCUGAAAAGAAACGCCAAGAAGAGCUUCGAAUUAAGCAAGAGGAAGAAGCAAAGAAACUGAAAGAAAAGGAAGAGGCUGAAAAGAAAGAAAAAGAGGCUGAAAAGAAACGUCAAGAAGAACUGCGAAUCAAGCAAGAGGAAGAAGCAAAGAAACUGAAAGAAAAGGAAGAGGCUGAAAAGAAAGAAAAAGAGGCUGAAAAGAAACGCCAAGAAGAGCUUCGAAUCAAGCAAGAGGAAGAAGCAAAGAAACUGAAAGAAAAGGAAGAGGCUGAAAAGAAAGAAAAAGAGGCUGAAAAGAAACGUCAAGAAGAACUUCGAAUCAAGCAAGAGGAAGAAGCAAAGAAAGAAAAAGAAGAGGCUGAAAAGAAAGAAAAAGAGGCUGAAAAGAAACAACAAGAAGAGCUUCGAAUCAAGCACGAGGAAGAAGCAAAGAAACUGAAAGAAAAGGAAGAGGCUGAAAAGAAAGAAAAAGAGGCUGAAAAGAAACGUCAAGAAGAACUUCGAAUCAAGCAAGAGGAAGAAGCAAAGAAAGAAAAAGAAAAGGAAGAGGCUGAAAAGAAAGAAAAAGAGGCUGAAAAGAAACGUCAAGAAGAACUGCGAAUCAAGCAAGAGGAAGAAGCAAAGAAAGAAAAAGAAGAGGCUGAAAAGAAAGAAAAAGAGGCUGAAAAGAAACGCCAAGAAGAGCUUCGAAUCAAGCAAGAGGAAGAAGCAAAGAAACUGAAAGAAAAGGAAGAGGCUGAAAAGAAAGAAAAAGAGGCCGAAAAGAAACGUCAAGAAGAACUUCGAAGCAAGCAAGAGGAAGAAGCAAAGAAAGAAAAAGAAGAGGCUAAAAAGAAAGAAAAAGAAGCCGAAAAGAAACGCCAAGAAGAGCUUCGAAUCAAGCAAGAGGAAGAAGCAAAGAAACUGAACGAAAAGGAAGAGGCUGAAAAGAAAGAAAAAGAGGCUGAAAAGAAAGAAAAAGAGGCUGAAAAGAAACGCCAAGAAGAGCUUCGAAUCAAGCAAGAGAAAGAAGCAAAGAAACUGAAAGAAAAGGAAGAGGCUGAAAAGAAAGAAAAAGAGGCUGAAAAGAAACGUCAAGAAGAACUUCGAAUCAAGCAAGAGGAAGAAGCAAAGAAACUGAAAGAAAAGGAAGAGGCUAAAAAGAAAGAAAUAGAAGCCGAAAAGAAACGCCAAGAAGAGCUUCGAAUCAAGCAAGAGCAAGAAGCAAACAAAGAAAAAGAAAGAGCCGAAAAGAAAGAAAAAGAGGCUGAAAAGAAACGUCAAGAAGAGCUUCGAAUCAAGCAAGAAGAAGAAGCAAAGAAACUGAAAGAAAAGGAAGAGGCAGAGGGACUGGAAAUUCAAACUCAAAAAGAUGAAGUCGAACUUGAAAAGAAGAAAUUGGUUGAAAAGAAACGUAAACGAGAAGAGAAGCUCAAGACAGCCCAAAAAGAAGAAGCAGAAAUUAAAAAACUGGAAAAUGAAAAACAGUUGGCGACGAAAAAACUUCAAGAAGAAGAAGAACAAGAACGAGAACGCGAGAUUAUUGCUAAGAAACAAAAAGAACUUGAGAAACUUGAACAUGAAAAACUACAGGCCGAAAAGAAGCGUUUGGAAAAGGAACGACUCAAACAAGAAAAAGCUAAAAAAGAAGAAGAAGAAGAAGAGCGAAGCAGACAAGAAAGGGCUAAAGAAAAGCAAAAACUGACUCAAAAGAGAAGAGAAGAGGAAGAAGCUUUAAGAAAACAAACUGAAGAAGCUGAAAUAUCUAGGAAAAUAGCUUUAACCAAGAAAAAAGAGGAAGAGAAGGCGAGGUUACGUAAAGAACAGGAGGAAUCAGAAGCUCGGGAACAAAAACUUAGAGAAACUGAAAGAAGAAUAAGGGAAGAAAGACGACGUGAAGUAGAAAAGGAUCUCAAUGAAAACUAUCAAAAGGCGGCGACCACACGUGUAGACCGCACUUCAUCAGAAUACAAACACAAAACGGAAGAAAAUGGUUUUUCAACAAGCCAAAGAACUGAUAUGGAAGAUCACUACAUCAGAGAAUAUCACUACGAACCAACUCGACAAAAAUCUGACGAAAGAUCAAAAUUCGUAGAUCAUAACCUUAAAGACUACUCAAUGGAAUUCUCAAGACCGUCCGGCUACAGAGAAAGGACUUUUGAACAUGAAACAUUCACGGAAAGAGAAAGUUUGGGAAAAAAUGCUACAAUUUACAAAGCGCAGACUAUAAUAUUGGAUUCACAAUUAAGGUCUUCAGUGCCACCACAGUUAGAUAGAAUCGACGCUGAAAAGAGAACGCAGCGCUUUGACCGAAGCGAGUCGGAGAAGCGAUUCGAGCGGCACAAGUCUAAAGCUUUGAGCGAAGCUAGGAGCAUGAUCACUGAAAAACGUUCAGGCGUAUCGAGGGACUUGAAGCGAAAGCCUGUAUUUUCGACAUAUUUGACCGAUAGAACUGCGGUUGAAGGAUCCCGUGUCAAGCUUACCUGCAGUGUCCUCUCAUCAGCAGACCCCAAAAUAACUUGGUACAAGAAUGGCGUGUUGUUAGACAACAAAUUGAAAUAUAAAACUAAGUUUAUGGAUGGAUUGAUCACUUUAGAAGUAUUGAACGCAGUUGUUAGUGACUCGGCGGAGUACAGUUGUACUGUUGAGAACGAGAAUGGAUCCGUCAGCUCGUCUGCUAAUCUGAAGGUGUAUCCGAGCUUCGAGGCGUCUCCCAUCCCACCAACGUUCACGAGAUCCAUUCGGGACACAUAUCACUUGGCUGAGAAUGAGCUGGUGUUGGAGUGCCGGAUCCGCGGGCAGCCGCUGCCGACCAUCACUUGGCUGAAGGACGACAAGCCGGUGGCGGGGGACGAGCGCUUCCAGGCGUUCUACCUCGCCGACGGGGUCUGCCGGCUCGCCGUCAGCGCGCCCACGCCCGCCGACAGCGGCAAGUACACGUGCAAGGCGGAGAACUCCGUCUGGGCAGACCAGAUCCAUCAUGUCGUCAGCUUCAGUGGAAAAGACAGGUGUCUCAGUCCAAACAUUGCUACAAAGGAGAGAUCCCGGUUCAAUCGACAAGCGCUCGAGUCUCGGCGCCCGCACUUCACUAAUGUGCUGAGCGACUACAAAGUCGCCAAAGGCGGUACCAUCGGUCUGCAAGUGGAAAUCCGAGGAUGUCCCACCAGGGUGGAAUGGCUGCGAGAGGGGCGUUCUGUCACGGAAGUGUACAGAAACGCGAGGACUUUCGUCGAACAAGGCCUCUACACACUGGCACUAUCUGACGUCACGGAGAAAGAGUCAGGCAUGUACACGUGCAGGGCUUGGAGCACGCAUGGCAAUGUGGACAUGAAUGCAGCUAUCACUGUGGUGCAGCCGAACGAGCUGGAGGGCAAGCCGGCCAUCAUAGUCGGCAGACCAGAGAAAGACAUUCUUAUAUCGGUUGGAGAGGAUGUUAAUAUUUCGUUUAGAGUGCAAGGCGAACCUAAACCUAAAGUGGUGUUUAUGAAGGGUAUCCGCGACAUCACGACGAGCCAGCGCGUCUGCAAGAUGACGUCAGACGACUACGUGAAGUUCACCCUGAAGAGGUCGGUGGUGUCGGACGCCGGGACCUACUGCAUCCUAGCCAGGAACGCGUAUGGAUGCGACCGCGCCUUCGUCACUGUCGUGGUCAGACAGCGAGCUUCAUCUGAAAACCUGAUAUCAGACUGGACGUACCCCAUAGAUGACUCAUCUAUCUCUUUAACUGAAAGGAAAUAUAAAUCGGUCCCGGAGCGCAUCCCGGGCGAGCCGAGCGUCGUGGACGGAGGCAGCAACUGGGUGUCGCUCGCCUGGCCCAAGCCCGAGCAGCGCGACGCCGCGCCCGUGCUCGCCUACCGCGUCGACAGCUGGCUCAGCGGCAAGGACGGCGGCGCGCGCUGGACCGAGCUCGGCAUCACGCCGCUCAACUCCUUCGACGCCUUCAACCUCAAGCAGGGCGAGGAGUACCACUUCCGAGUGACGCCUCGCAACCGGUACGGCUGGGGAGAGUCCGUGCAAACAUCCACCCCCGUCGGCGUCGGGUUAGCCGGCGACAGGCCCGAAUUCAUCGACAUUCUGCCCGGUCAGCUGAAAGUGUUGGCGGGCGAGACGGCGAACCUAAGUUGCAGUGUGAAGGGCAAGCCGUUGCCUGAAGUGGUUUGGAUGAAGAAUGGGCACGAGAUAGAAGAGGAGGAAGGGCGGGUGACGACCGCGUUCAACGGGCAGGACUGCGCGCUGACCAUCCGGCAGAUAUGCGCGGAGGACGAGGCGCGCUACAGCUGCGAGGCGAGCAACGCGCUCGGGCGCGCCUCCACGUACGCGCGCCUCGCCGUCGUCACCGACCGACUGCUCUGGGAGGCCGACGCCAAGCUCAAGAGGGAGCGGUCUCAGGACGCCGAGGGCGAGUACCCGCCGCAGUUCACGAUGCGGCUGCGCGACCGGCGCGUGCAGGCCACGUACCCGGUGCGGCUCACCUGCCAGGUGGUCGGCAGCCCGCCGCCCGCGCUCUCCUGGUUCAAGGACGGAGACCAUCUCGCACUUGACAGCCGUCGUUCAGUGUACCAGGACGAGCACUUCCACACGCUGGAGAUCGCGCCCACGACGCUGGAGGACGGCGGCGUGUACGAGGCCAUGGCGCGCAACAGCAGCGGCGCCGUCAGCUGCCGGUGCAGCCUCGUCGUCGACAAGGGGAUCCGCGCCUACGUGGCGCCGGACUUCUGCUGCGGACUCGAGCCCUUGUACCGACUGGCUGAAGGUGACGAGCUCCGCAUCUCUGCUGUGGUGGAGGCGUACCCCUCGGUGGGGGUGACGUGGUACCGGGACGGUGUCCGGCUGCGCCCCAGCCGCAGAGCCAUCAUGACGCUGGACCGCGACGGCCAGAUCGAGCUCGCACUCGCCGCCGUCACCGGCCGCGACGCCGGCGUCUACACCUGCACCGCGUCCAACGAGGUCGGCAGGGCGUCCACCUCGGGGAAAGUCGAGGUUAUAGAGUCAGGACAGCCGAGGGAAAGGAGGAACGCACCCGUCGUCAUCAAUGCGCCUGAUGUGCCGUACUCCAAGGAGCCCAUGUUUGUUCGGAAGCCGCGCUCCAGCGAGGCUCGCGAGGGAGACACCGUGAUCAUCGCUUGCGAGGUCAUCGGAGACCCCAAACCUGAUGUGUACUGGCUUCGAGACUUCCUCAAGCCGGACUACUACCGCGACGCGUCUCACUUCAAGCGAGUGGGCGACGGGCCGGAGUACCGCUUCGAGAUCCCCCACGCCAAGCUGGACUACACCGGCGCCUACUCCGUCGUCGCCCGCAACGUUCACGGGGAGGCCAAGGCCAUCAUUUCUCUUCAGAUAUUGGCUAAAGAUCCGUCUUCGACUGAUGAUUCACACAACGUUCGAUACGGUCGCGUGGAAGUGAUUCCUCGCUUCGAGAGAGAGCUGACGGACCUGCUGUCGUACGACGGCGAUGCUGUUGAGUUCGAGUGCCACGUCACCGGCAACCCCGAGCCUGACAUCAGGUGGUUCCAUUACAACGAGUUGAUCCGCGAGUGCUCGGACUUCGAGUCGUCGUUCGAGGAGGGCGCGGCUCGCCUCAAGAUCCGGCAGGUGACGGCGGAGGACGAGGGCACGUACUCCUGCGAGGCCUCCAACAACCUCGGCAAGGCCACCUCCAGCGCCUGCCUCGUGGUCUACCCGCCGGGCGAGCCCAACACGCUGAGCCAGCGGCUGCGGCGGCCGCCCGCGCUGCUGUCCGCCGCCAGCACGCCGCGCUCCACGCCGCGCUCCACGCCCGCGCGCUCCCUCUCCCGGACACCCGGCCCAGAGCCGAGACGUCUCUGCAGUCCCUCUCGCCAGAUGCCGCCCUCCUUCUACACGUACCCCUUCAACAAGGUCGUGGAAGAGGGAGAGCAGGUGACCUUCAAGUGCGCGGUCAAAGGUCUGCCGGCGCCGUGGGCCACGUGGGACAAGGACGGCAUCAUCAUCACGCCCUCCGCCAGGUUCACCCUCAAGGAGAAGGACGAGAUGCUCAGGAUCCUGGAGAUCGAACAGGUCACCAUCGAGGACGUCGGCGUUUAUAGGAUAACAAUAGAAAAUGAGUUUGGGCGGGCGGAGGCCUCGGCGCGCCUGGAGGUGAUCACCCAGAGGGGCAAGUUCUACGGCGGCGUGCGCGCCUACAGCCCCUCGCCGCGGAAGUCGCUCACGUACCGGCGGUACCCCUCCGUGCCCCGGCAAGACUGAACGGGGACAGGUCGAUUAUGAAAGGAAACGUCGCACAUGAAGAUUAUUAUAAUUAAUUAAAUAGUCAUUUGUUUUUUCUUCUCUAAUUUAUUUUCUGUGCAUUUUAUUUAUUACUUUUCUACUCAUGACAUAACUUUGUUUGACGAAGUUAUAAAUGUUAAGUUUGUUUUUUUUUCUCUGUUAGGUUACGUUAAGGUCGGUUCACAUGGUUCUGCAAAAUGUAGUAGUUUUGUUUGAAUCUAAAACUAGUCUGUGUUACCGUGUGACAUUGAAUAUUGAGUGUGGUGUUUGUUAAAUAAAAUCACAAAUCUAUUUACAGUAUGGUUAAGUACUUAAUUCGAUUUAAUUCUAUAUUUAUUUUCAUUUUUCACUUCUCUAUAGAUUUGUGUUCAUUAUCAAAAGCCUCAGAAAGUGUUCUCAUUGUUUUAUCGGAUGGCAUGUUAACCGACCUUUGACCUCGGUUAUCCGGGCUCAUAGCACGAGGUGAAAUCCGGGUACCGUUUACCCGGAUAUCUUGUAUUUCAUAUAAGUUUGUUACCCUAAAUAAUUUAUUAAUGGAUUUUGGUCUCGAGUCUUGGUAACUGAGGUUUUACUAUUUAAAGAUUUAUCCUAAAGUUACCUAAGUUAGAUAGUCCAAAGUUAGUAUUUCGGGGUAUGCGAUAUUUCAAAUAAAUUUUAUGACGAGUUG
This is a messenger RNA of Trichoplusia ni (cabbage looper), 25055 nucleotides long. RefSeq names its product titin homolog. Gene Ontology annotation, molecular function: protein binding. The record is from RefSeq and is a predicted model, not a curated record. Lineage: Eukaryota; Metazoa; Arthropoda; Insecta; Lepidoptera; Noctuidae. The coding region runs from base 323 to 24367 and encodes 8014 amino acids. The transcript has 33 exons.